This is a messenger RNA of Linepithema humile (Argentine ant), 1984 nucleotides long. RefSeq names its product Helix loop helix protein 3B (gene HLH3B). Gene Ontology annotation, biological process: regulation of transcription by RNA polymerase II. The record is from RefSeq and is a predicted model, not a curated record. Gene Ontology annotation, molecular function: RNA polymerase II cis-regulatory region sequence-specific DNA binding; DNA-binding transcription factor activity, RNA polymerase II-specific; protein dimerization activity. NCBI's taxonomy places the organism in Eukaryota, Metazoa, Arthropoda, Insecta, Hymenoptera, Formicidae.
UUAAAUUAAAAUUUUAAAAACUACUUUAUACAAAUUUGUCUUGUAAUGCAGUUGCAAAAUUACAGCGCGUGUAUACUGCAAGUGUAUAUUAUAUAGUUUUGUAAAUUCUGCGUAGAAAUGUUUGGUUUUAUUUCGAUAUUAAUAAAAUGUGUUGGAAAAACAUUAGAUUUUCAAUUGCAAGAUGAAAUUCUUGAAAGUGCGCGAUACAAUUUUUCUGAAAAAAUAUUUGCUAUUCAUCUGUUUAAUAUCAUAGAAUUUGUAGUAACAAAGCUAAAAGAAUAUCGCGUACGGAGAAUCAUUGAUACUGAAUAAAUUGAAGAAUACUAAUGUGUAAAAUUAUUACUAAGAGAAAACAUAAAUGAAUGAAUGGAAAUGUUUCUUUUUAUAUCAAUGAAACCAAGAUGUAUGAAGCGAUACUAUAUUGUAUACUUGAUUGAAUGACUAAUAAAGAUAAAGUGAAUGCCACAACAUAUCUGUCGAAUGUCAUGGACAAUUGAAGAGAGCGCAGUAUCAACUUCCUGCCGGUGUUACGGAGGCUAAUUAUGCUUAAGCUUGUCGACAAGAGUCACUUAAUAAUAAUAAUUAAUUAUAUUUACAAAUCAGUUUAGUUUAGAGUCUGAAUAAAUUAAAAGAUUGUGAUUAGAAUUAUAACAAUUUCAAUCUUUCUUCUGGAAGAUGUUUCUACGCUUAAAACCGAUGCUAACAUACAGUGGCUGCGGUAUAGGAGCUGCAGAGGCUGAAAGUGGUUCCCCAGCAGGAUCGUUAUUAUCUGGCGAAGGAGAACUUCCAGAAGAAGCCGGCGAUUCUCCGGGGACAUCACGAGACACCGAAGAGGAAGCUACGCUUUCCGACGAGUUUUAUUCCCACGACACCGACGAGGAGGACGAUCAGAGCAAGAAAAGGCGGGACCGUUCUACCUCCCUAGACGGUAUUUCGUCUUCUGGCAGUGGUCAUUUGGGAUCGCCUACGCCUCGCGCAGGUCUAGGAGUUAGAAAAUUAUUCACAAACAGCCGCGAACGAUGGAGGCAGCAAAAUGUGAGCGGUGCUUUCGCCGAGCUUCGCAAAUUGGUGCCGACGCAUCCGCCGGACAAGAAAUUGUCGAAAAACGAGAUACUAAGAAUGGCGAUAAGAUACAUAAGGUUGUUAAGCAAUGUUCUGGAGUGGCAGAAGGGUCAAGAUCGUAACGGGAUGCAACAUGACGUGCGCAUCAAAUGCGAGUCGCAUUUGAAUAAUCAAAACUCCGUUACGUAUCAUGCGAAGCCGACUGUAACCUUCUUGAAACAGGAGAAGUCGAGUGUAUCUGAAAAUUCUCAUGUUUUUCGCGUAAAUUAUACCGCGCAGAGGCACAACUCUCACGCGGCGUGUGACAAAAACAGUAGCAAUUUGCUGAUGAUCGCACCAACCGGACUCAACGCAGCAAUUACCACCGGAAAACGCUGCGUCACACCUUCCGUCGUUGUCACACAAGGCAACUUUCACAACAGCAGCAACAAUGGAAAUCUUAUACGUUCUUCAUCGAACGGACGUUCUUCGGGCUUUCCAAAAUCACCGCAAGUUUCAUCGAACACCGGCAUGAUAUCUAAUGGAUCCUCUUCAUCCUUGACAUGCAAUGCACCACUUACAAAUGGAGUAGGAUCAAGCGGACCAAGUUGUGCUCAGAAAAGAUUCAAAAUCGAGAGGGAGGAAGAGGAUCAAAUUCCGAGAGACUGCAGAGUCCCGCCACCAUCCGUUCAUAGUGUACCGGUCAGAAAAAGAGGAAAAGUAACUUUUGUGAAGGACUCGAGCUCAGUGUUUCGUAGCGAUUUAUGCAACAUAGAUCGCAAAUGAAAUGUGAGCCGAGAAAUAACUCUGUAGAACGAUCGUUACAAUUUUCUUUCAACAGUAUAUGCAUGUCCUGUAAAUAUUUUCUUUAUGCUGUAUUUGACAAUAAUUGGUGUUGUACAAUAUAAACAAUUUCUCUCGAUAAAUCUGCUGAGAUAAUGUA